This is a messenger RNA of Tripterygium wilfordii, 4100 nucleotides long. RefSeq names its product gamma-tubulin complex component 3. The transcript is spliced from 3 exons. Lineage: Eukaryota; Viridiplantae; Streptophyta; Magnoliopsida; Celastrales; Celastraceae. Gene Ontology annotation, molecular function: microtubule minus-end binding; gamma-tubulin binding. The record is from RefSeq and is a predicted model, not a curated record. Gene Ontology annotation, biological process: meiotic cell cycle; mitotic cell cycle; spindle assembly. Bases 113 to 2662 code for a protein of 849 amino acids. Gene Ontology annotation, cellular component: gamma-tubulin small complex; spindle pole; equatorial microtubule organizing center.
CAUAUAAAAUCAAAAAGGCACUACCCACCAACUCGCGAAUCUUUCAAAAACCCUCCGAUACUCGCUCUCUCCAGCUCUCUCUUUCACUUUCCUUCUCCUUCUCCUAUCAAACAUGGAGAAAGAAGAUCUGCAGAAGGUUACAGAUCUCGUGAAGGAUUUGGUCCUUCGAUUACUCUCGCAAAACCCUAACCCUAAUACUCCAACCCCUAGUCCUCAGUCCUCAGAUUUCCAAAAUUCUCUCCGCUACGCAGUUCGAAUUCUCUCAAGCCGUUUGACACCUUCGAUUGCACCUGAUGCUGCCGCUAUCGCCGAGUCAAUCAAGCGUCGCCUUGCCACCCAAGGUAAGUCCUCUCAGGCCCUCACUUUCGCUCAUCUUUACUCCCAAUUCGCAUCUAAAACGGGGCCUGGAAGCGUAAACAACAAGUGGGCGCUUCUUUAUUUGCUCAAAAUUAUAUCCGAGGAUAGAAAGAGUGCAAUAAAUGGACCCGAUUCCACUGUCUUGUUGCAUAAUUUGGUGUAUUCAGAUGCUGAACAAGGGAGUGAUUCAAGGGUUAUGCGAAGUAGGGAAAGUAGAGAAAAGGGGUGGAAUAAUGGGGUUUUGUUGUUGGCAAAAGACCCAGAAAAUUUACGUGAUAUGGCAUUUACAGAGUACGUAAAUUUAGUUAAAGAGGAGAAUGAGGUGUCUGAGGAGGUCUUAGUAAGGGAUGUAUUAUAUGCUUGCCAAGGAAUUGAUGGCAAGUAUGUGAAAUUUGAUGCCAACGUUGAUGGAUAUGCAUUAUUGGAUUCAAUUAAGGUUCCUAGAGCAACUAGGAUUAUGGUUAGGAAGCUAUGUGAACUGGGUUGGUUAUUUAGAAAGGUUAAGGGUUAUAUUUCUGCGAGUAUGGAUGGGUUUCCUGCUGAAGAUGUGGGAACUGUUGGGCAAGCAUUUUGUGCUGCCUUGCAAGAUGAGCUUUCAGACUACUAUAAGUUAUUGGCUGUGCUUGAAGCACAGUCCAUGAAUCCAAUUCCAUUGGUUUCAGAGGCUGCAAGUUCAGCAAAUUAUCUGUCGUUAAGGAGAUUGUCAGUUUGGUUUGCUGAGCCGAUGGUGAAAAUGAGGUUGAUGGCUAUUUUGGUUGAUAAGUGUAGAGUUUUGAGAGGCGGGGCAAUGGCUGGGGCCAUUCAUUUGCAUGCCCAACAUGGUGAUCCUCUUGUGCAUGAGUUUAUGAGGCGUUUACUACGGCAGGUGUGCUCUCCCCUUUUUGAGAUGGUGAGACGUUGGGUUUUGGAAGGGGAGCUGGAGGAUAUUUUUGCUGAAUUCUUUGUUGUGAGCGAGCCUGUGAAAGCAGAAUCACUUUGGAGAGAAGGUUACCAGCUCCAUGCAGGGAUGCUUCCUUCAUUUAUUUCACAAUCUCUUGCUCAGCACAUAUUGAGGACAGGCAAGUCAAUAAAUUUCCUUCGUGUUUGUUGUGAUGAUCAUGGUUGGGCUGAUGCUGCCACUGACGCUGCGGCUGCUGCUGGGACCACAACUAGAAGAGGGAGUUUAGGAUAUGGUGAAACUGAUGCUCUUGAAUCUCUUGUUGCUGAAGCUGCAAAAAGAAUUGAUAGACAUUUAUUGGAUGUCAUGUACAACAGGUAUAAGUUCAAGGAACAUUGUCUUGCUAUCAAGCGUUAUUUACUUCUGGGGCAAGGUGAUUUUGUACUGUAUCUGAUGGAUAUUGUUGGACCAGAUCUUUCCGAGCCUGCUAACACUAUUAGCUCAUUUAAAAUAGCAGGGCUGCUGGAAACUGCAAUCCGCUCAUCUAAUGCUCAGUAUGAUGAUCCUGAUAUCUUAGACAGGUUGAGGGUUAAAAUGAUGCCUCAUGGAACAGGAGACAGGGGCUGGGAUGUAUUCUCAUUGGAAUAUGAUGCUAGGGUUCCACUAGAUACUGUGUUCACAGAGUCUGUCAUGGCAAGAUAUUUAAGAAUUUUUAACUUUCUAUGGAAGCUUCGACGUGUGGAGCAUGCACUUAUCGGUGCUUGGAAGACUAUGAAACCAAAUUGUAUCACUUCCCAUUCAUUCACCAAGUUGCAGCAAGCAGUUAAGUUGCAGUUGCUUUCAACAUUGAGAAGAUGCCAGGUUCUGUGGAAUGAUAUGAAUCAUUUUGUUACAAACUUGCAAUACUAUAUAAUGUUUGAAGUUUUGGAGGUUUCUUGGUCUAAUUUUUCAAAUGAAAUGGAAGUAGCCAGAGAUCUUGAUGAUCUGCUGGCAGCACAUGAGAAGUACCUCCAUUCCAUUGUGGAGAAAUCUCUUCUUGGCGAACGGUCUCGAACUCUUUACAAAUCACUCUUUGUAUUGUUUGACCUUAUAUUGCGAUUUAGAAGUCAUGCGGAUAGACUAUAUGAAGGAAUUUAUGAAUUUCAAGCAAGAACCAUGGAAUCUCAAGACAAGAACAAGUCAAGAAGGAACGGAAGUGACAAAUCUUCUGAGCCUGGUUCAUGGAUUGGUGAGGGCAGGAAAGCCCUUACACAGCGUGCUGGUGAAUUUCUUGGUAAUAUGGGACAAGAACUGGAUGCAAUUGACAAGGAAUAUAAACUAUUACUUGAUAAUUUCUUAUCUCAGUUACCUGUGCAACAGCACAUUGAUUUGAAAUUGCUGCUUUUCCGGCUUGACUUCACUGAAUUUUAUAGCCGGUUGCGUCAAUAAGAAGGCUGUUGAUACUUGAUACAUUUCAUUCCAGUUAGGGACUAGCUAGUGUGUUGCUGACAUCUGAUCGUAGUCCAAGUUCAAUUGCUUUGUUUAUAGAUGUUGUUUGCCCAUUUGUGAUUGCUUGCCUGAAGUUUGCAGUGAGUUGAAGGUAUUUUGGUGUUAAAGUGGGGUGUUAAGUGUUAACCAUAAUGUUGUACAUUUGUUGAUUCUAACAGUUCAAUUGAUAAGUUUCUGUUUUCUCACGGCUGUUCCAAGCUGUUGAUUUUGAGCUUGUAUAGUUGUACCAUAGUCUAGAUGAUCAACAAUACAUGCUAUGAGCUAUUUUUCCAUCUGAUUCUGUUUCUUUUGUACACCUCUUUUAAUUUACAAAUUCUUCCUUACCCUAAACAAAUCUAUAUUUGGAUGAGUUGCCUUACAAAGUGUUAGGGAUACCGAUGUGGGGUGGUAAACAAUGAAUUGUCUUUAUGUGGAACUUCAUUCUCCCAAGCCAUCAUAUGGAUUGAGUAGAGACCAGUGAAGCAAGCCUAGUGACAAUUUGGGCUCCAUAAAGCGAAUGACACUAUGCUUUCUAGUUUCUACAUGUUUUAUUCUGAGUUUACCAUUUGGGUUAUUAUUAUGAAUGUUGUAGAGACCAUACAUAGAUUGAUGUGGGCUUUCAGAGAGUCCAUUUUCAACAUUUUUUUAGGAUUAGAGUUAAAUGAAUUUGUUUACAGCGGUUUGCUAAAUAUAAGGAAGUAUUUCCCCCACCCCCUAUCUGUCUGAACGCCAACAUAAGAUAUGCAGGUUGUAUUACUUGCUUGGGUCCAUAGCAUCAGUUUCGUAAAUUGCUGUGUAGUUAAGAAAUGAGAGGUUGUGGUUGCUGCUCUUGGAUCACCUAUGUGGUCUAUUCUACCACUCGUGCUGUGGGAAUGGUCAAUAUUUUGAUGGCCGAAUCGAUCAUUAUUGUGAUGGAUGCUCUAGAAAGCAUGCAUAUGGUGGUUGUUGUUACCUCUAUGGAGCAUCUCUUUUCAGAUGGUUCAUCGGUAAGGAAUUAGCCCAUGGAAGAUCUCCCUUGUGGUUCCAGAGUAUUAAGCCGCUCAUUGCUGAAUCUGUUGAGCGGGAAGUCAAAAGUAAUGGUAUGAACUUUGAAGGUUAGUUUAUAUUGACUUACCUCUAAUUGUCAGUUUAUAGCUGUUAUCUUUAAUUUCUUUCCUGGCUUUCUAUUAGCAACACACCACUGCAGGUUCCAUCUAUUUUGCAUCAUUUGGGGGGCUCAUUAUUUGAUCGGCGGAUUGUAUUUGGGAAACACAUUGGUAUGGUGAGGCGGAUUUGUCUAGUAGUUGGACUUGUUUGUAUAUUGAAGUACUUCUUUGAUGGAGAAAAGUAGGAAAUGUGUAAUGGUGAACUUGUUUUUGUCUGCACAGAAAUUAAUGAAAGAAAGGUGAAAUUCUUUUAC